Molecule: messenger RNA, 612 nt
Organism: Aspergillus heteromorphus CBS 117.55
Lineage: Eukaryota; Fungi; Ascomycota; Eurotiomycetes; Eurotiales; Aspergillaceae
Exons: 2
Coding region: 1-612 (203 amino acids)
Source: RefSeq, a predicted model, not a curated record
AUGCCUCCGGUGCUCCACCAGGAGUCGGGCUGCCAGCCGCCGGCGACAGGUCGACACACGGCGGUGUCGGCCGAGCUUUCCCUUCGCUUCCCUCGGGGAGACCCCGUUGCCCUGUUCUGCGCGACGGGGCUGGCGGGCGGGCCUCCUCGUCGUACUUCUGAUACGAAUCUUGCAAGGCAGAUGGGGUUGCAUGAAUCGCCAACCACCACCCUUGCGCAAUGUGGCGGCAUUGUCCAUAUCCGCAUCUGCAUCCGCAUCCGCAUCCUUGCCGCUGGUAUUGUGUCCUCCACCGUCCACACCGGUCGCUGCCAUCCCGAAUGUCUGUUGUCAUUCCCGGCCGUGCGAUGGACAAGCAAGCUUAACCACGAACCUUAUCCCGCCCUCGUCAACGGCGAGAGACGGCGACCCACCGGCACCUUUCUGGAUGGCGCCGGUGGCAGACGUGAAACGCUCCUGUCGCAUAUUAACCGUGACCAGCCACGCCACCCGCACGGGGCUUUCCCUGCCCUAGCUUUACGGGCCCGCGAAGCGCCGGCCACCCAACCCAGUCAGCGCGAAGUCGUCCGGAUUGGACGUGGACAUGACAGGAUGGUGGCGAUUAGGAUUGAGUGA